Molecule: messenger RNA, 1700 nt
Organism: Podospora pseudopauciseta
Lineage: Eukaryota; Fungi; Ascomycota; Sordariomycetes; Sordariales; Podosporaceae
Gene: txl1
Product: Thioredoxin-like protein 1
Exons: 3
Coding region: 544-1536 (330 amino acids)
Cellular component (GO): cytosol
Molecular function (GO): protein-disulfide reductase activity
Source: RefSeq, a predicted model, not a curated record
AGAUAUUUCUAUUGAUACGGUGAAAACUGUUUGCUGAAAUUCGACGCCUUUAUUGACAUAAAUUCACACCGGUGACAAUGUAGUUGUUGUCGUCGUUGAACAGUUAGCCGUUGACAAGCCUGGCUCGACGGUUAGCUACCCGUGAUGCCAUACAGACUGAUAGACACCAAUGUCGACACCUUUUUUCCUGUAUUAUGUAGCGUUGUCUAGGAAGCUUUUGUGUAUUGCUCAGCUGAAUGAGACAUGUGGAAUGUUCAAGAAAGAGAAUUCUCUGUUCAACAUCAUCGGAUGGUCUCUGGGUUUCCGAGAGAGCUGCCAAGAGCCAAACCCCGCGCUAAGACACUUCAGGGUUAGGCCCCACCGGCUGGUUCCUUGCAGGGGUCUCUUCGUGGGGCAGAGCUCCGUUGUCAUCGCCAGGCACUCUUCCAUCGACCAUCAACUAUCGACAACACUUAUUACAUAGGUACUCGCCCGAAACCAUCUCGCCGCACCCUAUCGAACACCUUCGCGAAAGCGCCGGGGAAAUAAUUUUCGUCGCCCGCCAUGUCGUCAACACACGACUCCAGGCCGAUAGAGGUUACCUCCUCAGCGCAGUUCCAAACCAUCUUGCAAACCAAUGCUUUGGUUGUCGCAGACUUCUAUGCCGACUGGUGUGGCCCUUGCAAGGCGAUCAAGCCCAUCUUCGAGAAGGCGUCCGAGGAGCUCUCUCACGAAAACGUCUUGGCCUUCAUCAAGGUCAACACCGACACCCAAAAGGACAUUGCCCAGGCCUACAACGUCACCUCUCUGCCAACCUUUAUCUAUUUCCGAAAUGGCCAGAUUACCUCCCGGGUGAAAGGGGCAGAUGUGCAGAAGCUCUCGGGCAUGCUUGAGACCAUCCGCGGGCAUUUUCAAGAGGCUAUCGAGAACCCUGGAGGAGCCGCCGGAGGGUCAAGCAGUAGCGGUGCGACCUGGAGAGGUGCGGAGCUGCCUCGCGGCUACACUGAUAUCACAGAUCAGAUCGAGAUCAACCGUUGCGAGCUUCUGAACGUUGAGUCUGGCCCAGAGGGUGUGCGCACCCUGCUUGACAAGUCCAGGCCAAGUGCGCUGUCAGGGCAAAAGAAUGCCACAAAGGACUGGGUGGAAAGUGACACGGAUGAGCAACUGAUGCUCUUUUUGCCUUUCCAGGCCAUGAUUAAGCUACACACUCUUCAGAUCACCUCAUUGCCUCCCUCUGAUGAUGACGAUGACGAAGCUCCCAUGCGACCCAAAACCAUCAAGCUGUUUACCAACAAGUCGCAUAACCUCGGGUUUGACGAGGCCGAGGACAUGAGUGCCACGCAGGCCAUCGAGCUCUCGGAGAAGGAUUGGAACCCGGAUGGCACAGCCAACAUCAGUUUACGAUAUGUGAAGUUUCAGAACAUCAACAGUCUGGUGUUGUUUGUGGUGGACGGGGACGGUGACAGCGAGAAGGUGAGACUGGACCGUGUCCGGUUAGUGGGCGAGGCUGGGGAGAAGCGUGAGAUGGGCAAGCUCGAGAAGAUCGGUGAUGAAUAGAGUCCGUACGAAUCAAGGCUACCCAGUCCGGACUGAGGGUUGGGGAGUUGGAGGGCUUCCAUUUCCAGAGACAGAGAGAGAAAUCAUAUCGACUCCAGAUUAUGAUGAUAUGAGCGUGACUGGGGUGGUAAGCGUCGGAAUGUCUCUUGCCAACCGAACAGUCU